Cercospora beticola is the source of this 717-nucleotide messenger RNA. RefSeq lists its product as uncharacterized. NCBI's taxonomy places the organism in Eukaryota, Fungi, Ascomycota, Dothideomycetes, Mycosphaerellales, Mycosphaerellaceae. The record is from RefSeq and is a predicted model, not a curated record.
AUCACAAGGACAUAUCCCUUGGUCCCCAGCCUCCAGGUUGGCCGGCCACAAUCACAGCGCAGCAGUAGGAGAUCGUCUUUACUGCACUAAACGGCGACUUUUAAGUGGCGUUAUGGGUUGUGCGCUGUCGAGCAGCAAGACUGCCGUCCACUCAACGCCGCCGGGACCCUCCGAAUUGCUCUCGAACCCCAGGGAAUUAUAUUACGUGCAAAGACCCAAGAACCGCAAACUGGAUACACCCCUAGGGGCGAUCUAUCGCAUCUACUGGGCUAUUGUCAUGGACGACACUAUCGUCAUGCGCAAUGAGAUCGAGUACUUCUGGACGCGAAAAGAAGAUUCUUGGGUGCUGUCCAACAUUCCUAGGCCUUCCGACCAGGAUCUGGAGCGAUUUGCCGUCAUCUCUGCUAUACCCUUCGCCCUUGCUGCCGCUUUCAAUCGUCUUAUUGAUCUCGGCUUGCCUAGAGACUCAGCGAAAGGGAUAUUGACUUCUGAAGAGCUAGAAGCGCUAGCUAAACGACCCAAAGUCCACGAGAAAGUCCCACAAUGGGCAGAAGAGGCGCAACCGCUCGAAAGCCCCCUGUAUCUACCCACGGAAGGCCUCGGCGUACCUCAGACGACCGAAGACGCAGAUCCCUUUCUGUUGCGAAAGAAUGUAUGGGUCCAUAAACUACACAUCUACUUCACUUGAUCAUGUGGCGCACUGUUCCAUACUCCAAG